This is a messenger RNA of Exophiala aquamarina CBS 119918, 1554 nucleotides long. RefSeq lists its product as uncharacterized. Gene Ontology annotation, cellular component: phagophore assembly site; phosphatidylinositol 3-kinase complex, class III, type I; phosphatidylinositol 3-kinase complex, class III, type II. NCBI's taxonomy places the organism in Eukaryota, Fungi, Ascomycota, Eurotiomycetes, Chaetothyriales, Herpotrichiellaceae. The coding region runs from base 1 to 1554 and encodes 517 amino acids. The record is from RefSeq and is a predicted model, not a curated record. The transcript is spliced from 2 exons. Gene Ontology annotation, biological process: autophagy; late endosome to vacuole transport; cellular response to nitrogen starvation.
AUGUACUGUCAGAAGUGCAGACAGCCACUUCGAGCUGAUGCGACCCUCGGAGGUCUCAAUCCCGUGACCUUCGAUGUCCUUGUCGGGUCGACAGGCAAAUCUGUACAAAGCACUACUGCUCUGUUCUCUUUGAACUACGCCCAAGAACGCAAGAGCGUUUAUGACCGAGCGACCCAAUCUCCAGCUUCUCCCAUCCACAAAAGAACCAUCCCGCCCCCUCAGGAUGACCCAGCUUCAACGUUCCGCAAUGGCGCAGACAAUCCCAAGCCAGACAUGUCAUUCAUCGAGAUAACCCAGUCCCAAAUUGCAAUUCCGGAUAAGGACCAUAUCAAUAAGCGGAACCAAAGUCCUAAUGGACAACUGGAUUCCCAUGAGGAAGAGAAUGGUAGGGAUUCUUCCUUGUACAAAUACCUCGCCAAAACAGAAGCCUUAUUCUCCAUCCUCUCCUCUCGCUCUGAUAUUGAUCAUCCCAUAUGUAACGAGUGCACCUCUAUUCUUAUUGCCGGCAUGAAGUCACGAUUUGGUGGUGCCACCCGAGAAAGAGAAGCAUAUUCGUCUUUCUUAAGAACAACUCAACAAAACGUCUCCGCUUCCCAUACGAAUGGCUUGCAAUCUACACGAGAGUCGCAAAGAGCUUUAAAUUCUCUUUAUGAGCAAUUGGAGCGGACUGAGAAUGAGGUUGAGACGCUCAAAGCAGAGAUAGGCACUUUGGAGGAUGAGACACACAAGUCUGAGAUCCAGGAGCAAUGCUUCUGGACCACACGCAACUCAGUGGACGAUCAUUUGAAUCAUGCCUUUGUCAGCCUAUCAACCGCGCAGCAGUCUUUGGUUCAUGAUCAACACCAGCUCGAACGCCUCCAACGUACCAACGUCUAUAAUGAUACAUUUUGUAUUGGCCACGAUGGCUCCUUUGGCACUAUCAAUGGUCUUCGUCUGGGACGUCUCCCGAACCAAAACGUCGAAUGGGCAGAAAUCAAUGCGGCAUGGGGGCAGGCCCUACUCCUACUUGCUACGGUCGCUGAAAGGUUAAAGUACACCUUUCGUGGGUACCGUCUCAAACCACAGGGCAGUACGUCACGCAUCGAAAGGCUGGAAUAUCCUCAGCAAUCGCCGGAUGCCACAAGAUCCAUGAACCCUCGCGAUCGCGCACAUCACUCGGUGGCAGCAAACCCCGAGCCCAAAAUCACUCCCUUAGACCUGUUCAGCAGUGGUGAAAUGGCCAUUGGUCGAGUUCUGAAUCAUCGGCGGUUCGACAACGGCAUGGUUGCGUUUCUCGACUGUCUAUCGCAACUGGGCAGAUAUGUCGAACGAAAUUCCACUGUAGACAUGGCUCCCAAACCUUCGUUGAACAAAGCACUCCCUUUGCGUAACACACCAUCCAAGCCAGUUCUGCCCUAUAAUAUCCAGAACGACAAGAUUGGAGACUACUCUAUCAAACUCGGCAUGGGUUUUGGGGAUGCGGAAUCGUUCACCCGAGCUUGCAAAUACGUUCUUACUUGCUGCAAGUUCCUCCUAGCAUAUGUCAGCAAUUUGGAAACCCACCGAACUACUUGA